AGAGCAUGGAGAGCCACUGAGCAGAGUCGGCGACUCAUUUCUAGGCUUCCUUCGCUUUAGCCUCUUCGCCAUUGCUACUUCCAUAGGUUCCUUCGUCUACCUUCUUCAUCCGAAACCUAAUUCCGUCUUCUGCAAUUGCGAUGGAGAACCUUCACGGCAACUCGAGAGUUCCGAAAUUGAGCCCGCAGCACUUGAUGAAAGGAGGAAGCUUCGAGAAUGCGGACCUCGACUCGCCGCUCCUCAGGUACCUGCGAGGCUCUCAGUCGCCGGUCGACGGCUUCAAGCAGCGGCGCCACCCGCUCUCUCCGGUGGAGAAUCUGAUGGCGGCGGCGAGGUCUUCACCGGUGAGAACGGUGCCGAGGGAGGAGGUUCUGGUGAUGGACGGCGUUUUGGUCACCGAUGGAAAGAGGAGUUCGAGGUCGGGUGGUUCUGGUUCGCCUUCAUCUACUUCUUCGGAUUCUUCGGGGAAGAGUCUCUACAAAGGCCAGUUUGUACUUGGAAAAGAAAAUUUGCGUCCAACUCGUUUUCCUGGCAAGAACAAAUCUGAGUUGUGCAAGUCUACACCUAGAUCAGGAUCAUGCACACCCAGCCCGAAGUCCCGCCUUGUCUAUCAGAUCAUGGCAUCAGCUGUUACUGAAGCAGCAGCAGCAGCAGCAGCAGCCUUGUCUCCAAAACUGAAUAGGAUCAGCAAGACCCCCAUUACUGUUAUCUGCUGCAGAGACUGGUCACCCCAAGAUGACAUUGAGGUUGUCUUGCCUUCUUCAACUGAAAAACCUCCAUCAAAGGCAGAUGUAGAUGAGUACAUCACUGCUUCUCUCUAUGGUCCUACUACAAGAAGGAGAUUGUCAGUGUUUGCUGAAAUUUGCCCAGAGUAGUAACCUGUUUGCUGAAAGCUUCCACUUCACACAAAAAGGUAUAUUGUACAUUCGUCCUGUUUGUUUUCGGAUUAGGUCCCUUUUGCACCUCAUUGUUCCUACUUACUGCUCAUAUUCUAGCGCGUAGACUGGGAUUAGAUUGAGCAAGAUUGUUGCCAACUAUAGUUGUAGAGGGCCUUGUUGAUUAUUGGUUACCGUAGUACUUGAUCACCAACUAUGGUGCAUAAUAUCUGGAUAGCAUGACCUAUUUCGGUACUUAAAAGUUGAUAAAGGAUAAUGAAUUACGGACAUGGAUCUCUUGUUGCAAUUUCUCUGGAUUUGAUAGUUUCCCCUGUUUGAUGUAUUGUAUGUGGCUGCAAGAGUGAAUCCUUUCAUAUUGUGAUUGGGACCGUUUUA
Rosa rugosa (rugosa rose) is the source of this 1271-nucleotide messenger RNA. RefSeq lists its product as uncharacterized. The record is from RefSeq and is a predicted model, not a curated record. Bases 141 to 875 code for a protein of 244 amino acids. The transcript has 4 exons. Lineage: Eukaryota; Viridiplantae; Streptophyta; Magnoliopsida; Rosales; Rosaceae.